GCUAUAACAACCACAACAAGCCAUUAUAAUUUGUUUGGUCGAUAAGACAACUUGGUGUAAAUAUUUUUAUUUUUAAGCUGAUAAUAAUUAUUUAGUUGAAUAUGAGCAAAUCAAGUAAUCCUUCUUAUGAAUUAGAUAACAUUACUCUUGCAAAGUUAAGAAGACUUAAAAUACAAGAAAAUAUAUUGACUUCCUCAGUUAAUAAAUCACUUUCUAAGUUGGGAUUAAAUGAUGAUGAUUUUGCAACUUUUAAAGCUACAAUUGAAUUUAAAAAAUACGAAUCAUCAUUGCAAAGCAACUUAAUCGAAAUUAAAAAUUUGUUGGAGGAUGUUAAAAUAGCCACAGAUGCUAGAGGGGACAUCGAAAAACUCGAUAUCGACGAAGUAAAAAGAGAUGUUUUACGGCUAGAAGAGAAAUUAAGAACGUUCAAAACAUAUUUACGAAGUGAACUAACGGCGUUAAAAAUUAGUGCGAAUGAAAUUGAACAUGAGUUAUUGAUCAAUCAAAAAGAAAAAAAGGAAUUAAAAAAGUCAAUUAACAAAUCCCGUGUAAAGAAGUUCACCGAAAUCGUACCGAGUCCUGUCAGAAUACUUAGAAAUUCCCCUUUCAAGUGUCCGGAAGUGCAGAGAUUUCAAGAAUUCGUAUCAAAUAGCAAGCGUUAUAACGGUUGGAACGAAUACAACCAUAAUAUUUUUAUACAGAUAUGGAGUAAACAUUUUAACACCAGAAAUAUCGAAGCCAAUACGAACGACAUUAAAAAUGUUGAACAAUUUGAUCAGUUCAAGGACGAAGUCAUGUCAAAGAUUUCAGGAUUGAAUUGUGUUGAUGUAACGUCGCAUUAUAAAUGGUAUUCACAAUACAUUUAUUUAAAAAAUAAACAACAAGAAGCUUUAGAAAAAUGGAAAGAGGACAGAGAGUAUAAACAGAAUAGAAGGAUAUCGAGACAAGAGGCAAAACAAGUUUCACGGUCAAACAGGUCAUCGGAGUCAUCGAAUAACAUCGAUAAAAGAUUCUCGACUAAGCAAACAUUAAAAGAUAACUCUAAAAAUGUAGAUGAUACAAUUAUGGAAUCCUAUAGUAAAAGUAGAAAAUCUUUAAAAUCCCCUACAAACUAUAAAAACGAGGAUGAUUACGACGGAUUUUCAAGAUUAUUAAAAUCAACCGAACAAUGGAGAAAUAAAUGCCUGGGAGAAAAGGACAAAAUGCAGAUAUUUUCCGCUCCAACAAUUGAUAAAAGACAAUUAGGAAUACCGUCAUGGCGUUUGGGAUUACAAGAUAUAUAAAGACUCUUGACCUCUGAAUCGAAAUGUUGGCUAAUAAUUUUAAAUUUAUUGAUUGAUGAACUGGGAUUUAUCAUCGCAUAACACAACCAACGACGCAAGAGUCGCUUUGUAGAAAGCUGUUCCCAUUGUAAGCAUAGAAAUAUUUAAUAUAAGGCUGCAAAUUGUAAUAGUAAAUAAAUAGUAAACUCUUUU
Messenger RNA from Papilio polytes (common Mormon), 1475 nucleotides. Its product is annotated as coiled-coil domain-containing protein 112-like. The transcript is spliced from 9 exons. NCBI's taxonomy places the organism in Eukaryota, Metazoa, Arthropoda, Insecta, Lepidoptera, Papilionidae. Bases 102 to 1283 code for a protein of 393 amino acids. The record is from RefSeq and is a predicted model, not a curated record.